Symbiodinium sp. CCMP2592 is the source of this 1302-nucleotide messenger RNA. Lineage: Eukaryota; Dinophyceae; Suessiales; Symbiodiniaceae. The record is from the annotation of a GenBank genome assembly.
AUGGCCACGAUGUGUGAUGCAGGGAGAAAAUCGACGUCACAGGAACCCAUGCUGACUCCUCUCUGGGCGUUAAAAGCCAUUACCUUCUUUUCAGUUGGUGCCAACUCAAGCCUUUUUCGAUUCAUUGCCGUGUUCUACCACGAGCUGGGCUUAAGCAACUGGCAGAUCGGGAUUCUUCAAACCCUCCAUCCUUGGAUGACUUUUCUGGGAUCCUUGGUCUGGGCUGCUGCAUGUGACGCCACAGGGGCCUACAAGCCAAUCCUCCUGCUGUCUAACUUCUGUGGAGCCCUCGUGAUGUGCUCCCUUCAGGCCGCUUCGGAAGGGCAAUUUACCCGGGUAUGUGCUUCCGUCGCCCUGGGAUCUUUCAUGCUCUCUGCUCGUGCCGGCCUUCUCGAUGCUCUGACGCUAAAGGUGGUCGAGGAGUAUAGGAGCCGAGCUGCCGGCGUAGAAGGCGCAACUGUGCCGAGCUACGGGCAGCAGCGGCUCUGGGGUUCUGCAGGCUUCGGCCUUUUCGCCCUACUCUCUGGCUGUGCCAUGGGGCGAAUCGGCAGCGGCGGGAUGUUUCUGAUUUUUCUGUUCUGCCUCUUGAUGACUGUGGUCUUGGUCUUAACGCAGCUGCCAGCCCGCGGCACUAGGCCGGAGCCCGUGCCAGCCGCUUCCCAGGAUGCUGCAGGCCUCUGCAGGUUUGAUGUAUGGUGGUUUUUCUCCAACCUGUUCGUCUAUGGAGCUCACAUGGCUCUCGUGGAGAGUUUCCUUUUCGUUUAUCUUUCUGUUGACUUUGUUGGAGCAAGCAAGCAGCUGUUGGGUGCAUCGGUGUCGGUGAUGUGCUUUUUCGAAGUCCCUGUCUACUUGCUGAUCCAGCGGCUCAUCGACCGCUUUCCACUCACGCUGCUCCUGUCGUGUUGUCACGUCAUCUUUGCCUUCCGGGUCUUCGCCUACAGCAUCCUCCCCGAGGACCGGCCCUACUUCGUUCUUUUCAUCGAACCCCUGCAUGGGGCCACCAUGGCUGCGAUGUGGGCUUGCAGUGUGGAGCUCGGCCGGCGCCUGGCGCCUGAGGGAGCCCGGGCACGAAUGCAGGCUUUGGUGGCGGGCAUCUACUACCGGGUGGCAUCAGGAGCCGGGUCCCUUCUUUGGGGACACCUAACACAGCAGCCACCCCUGGGCUACGGCUUUCAGGCCAUGUAUCGCCUGGCUUCUGUGACCAUAGUGUCUUGGUGCAUCAUCUGGAACGUCGGGUGGUGUCUCCGCAGCGGGAUGAUCGCGAAGCCGACGGCAUACCGACCUCUGCCUGAUCGUGCGUGA